GACGUCAGCUGAUAUCGUCUUUUUAACCCAACAGCUCUUUUAAGAGCUAAAAAACUUGGGCGCAAUGCUAUUCUGCGCCCCCUGGAGGAAGCCACAGGCGGAAUCCAGAUCCCUCUCCGAGAUUUAUAAGCCUCCUGAUGGUCGGCUGACCAAGGAUGUGCUUCUUGGAGAAGGCGGCACCGGAGAAGUCUACAAGGGACGACACCAUCGAAGAGGCGUGGUAGCGGUGAAGAUCGCCAACAUCAGCCGAGAUGAAGAGUCAGUCAUGAGGGAGCUGAAGUUUCUCCAGCAGUUCGGAGGACACAAGAACAUUGCCUCUUACUAUGGAGCUUACUACAGGGCUCCACUCACGGAGUGCUCAUCUGAGCACUUGGAAGUAAGAAAUGAUUUACUGUAUCGUGUUCAUUCCUCUCAAUCUCCACUGGAAGUGAUAGAAUACAUGACCUUAAAUAAUUUCUAUAUAUUGCAGAUUGUUCUCGAGUACUGUGGUGGCGGCUCUCUCCACACCCUCAUCAGCAGGACCAAUGGCCAAUCCCUGAAGGAGACCUGGAUUGGCUAUGUCUGCAAGGAGGUUUUAAAGGUAAGGCCAGAUUUACCCCUUAAUGCCUCUUCUUUAAUUGCAUAAAUUAUAUAUAUACAAUCUCUU
Molecule: messenger RNA, 646 nt
Organism: Xenopus laevis (African clawed frog)
Lineage: Eukaryota; Metazoa; Chordata; Amphibia; Anura; Pipidae
Product: serine/threonine-protein kinase mig-15-like
Exons: 5
Coding region: 65-625 (186 amino acids)
Source: RefSeq, a predicted model, not a curated record